Ornithodoros turicata is the source of this 1175-nucleotide messenger RNA. RefSeq lists its product as uncharacterized. The transcript is spliced from 10 exons. Gene Ontology annotation, cellular component: cytoplasm. The record is from RefSeq and is a predicted model, not a curated record. The coding region runs from base 28 to 987 and encodes 319 amino acids. Gene Ontology annotation, molecular function: magnesium ion binding; inorganic diphosphate phosphatase activity. Gene Ontology annotation, biological process: phosphate-containing compound metabolic process. NCBI's taxonomy places the organism in Eukaryota, Metazoa, Arthropoda, Arachnida, Ixodida, Argasidae.
UGGCGGUGCUGUUCCAAGCGAAACGAAAUGCUGCUUGCAGCAGUCGGCCGAUUUAUCCUUUCGGCUGCCGGUCAACGUGGUCCUCAAACGUCAGUACAUCUCGUACAACAAGUAGCUCGUGCCAUGGCUUAUUCAACAGUGGUACGUGGUUCUCCGAACACAACGAGCUACAGCUUGUACUUCAAGUCUGGAGAUGCCUUUAUUUCACCCUUCCACGACAUCCCAAUGUUUGCCGACGAAGCGAACCAUACUUACAACAUGGUUGUUGAAGUCCCUCGAUGGACCAAUGCUAAGAUGGAGAUAGCAACGAAGGAGCCCUUGAACCCAAUCAAGCAGGACAUUAAGAAGGGCAAGCUACGUUAUGUGCACAACUGCUUUCCGCAUCACGGCUACAUUUGGAACUACGGUGCCAUCCCGCAGACUUGGGAGGACCCUGGGUUUGUGGACAGCAACACCAACUGCAAGGGAGACAAUGACCCCAUCGACAUCUGCGAGAUUGGAUAUCGGGUUGCAAAACGUGGGGACGUCAUCCAGGUGAAAAUUUUGGGCGUCAUGGCACUCGUGGACGAGGGGGAGACGGACUGGAAGUUGCUGGCGAUCGACAUCAACGAUCCACUGGCAAAGGACUUAAAUGAUGUCGACGAUAUUGAGAAGCACAUGCCUGGCAUGCUCAAGGCCACCCACGAAUGGUUCCGCAUCUACAAGAUUCCGGACGGAAAACCUGAAAAUCAGUUUGCAUUUAACGGGGAGGCCAAGAACAAGGAGUUUGCACAGAAGAUCAUUGCAGAGACUCACGAACACUGGAAGGAUCUCGUACAACGUAGCGACACAAGCCCCAUCAACUGCUCAACCACUACAUUGGUGGGCAACCCACACCAGAUCAGCCAGGAUGAAGCGCAAUCUCUUGUUGCUUCUACAUCAGAAAUGGGACCCGAUGCCGGCCGGGACCCAGUUGUUGACAAGUGGCACUACGUCACCCUCAAGUGAACGCAUCACACCUGUGACAUGAGCUCUUCCCGAAGGGCUCGACGCUGAACCCAGGAUAAUUCUUUGGCGAAUCGAUGAAUCACGACAAAGUUACGUUCUGUACUGCCACUCAUCAAUUGUAAUUGUUGUCAUUUAACCUCUCAGUUUGGAAGACGAAGGAUGUGAAAAUAAAAGACAUUGCUCUGGGA